AUGCGUUUCACUCCCGGUCUGCUCCUGGCUUUGGCCUCGAGUGUUGCUGCUCAGCGCUUCACCAACAGCAGUACUCCUGUUACUGAGCUUUCCACUGCCACUGGCACUGAGACUGCUAUCCCUAGCUCGUCUGCUGGUCCUCCUGCUCCCGUCGAUCUUGCCGAUGCCGAUCUCGGACCUGGUGCUUCGUUGACCACCCUUCCCGACGGUAGCGUCGCUGUCCUGCUCAGUGGUAUCGCCAACGGUGUUGCUACCUUCUCUGUUGGAGGCGGCCUCCCUGAUGGUAUCUCCCUCGGCGACUUGAUCCAGAUCUUGUUCUCCAUCCUUGUUGAGGCCCUUGAGAACAACGGUAAGCGUGCCGCCACUGACUGUCAACUCGAAGUCACUGUCGAUGGUCAGCGGGUCUUCAUUGAGGACCUUGAGACCACCGACGGUCUUGUUGGCAAGUCCACCAAUGGAGCUGAGGCCGGCGCUCAGGAUCCCGUCCUGAAGUUCAACAACAUCUGUGGUGAUAACCCAGUUGCUCUGACCGUUGCUAAUGUCAAGGUCGCUGCUGACGACGGCACUGGUAACGGUGGUGGCAACGGUGGUGGUACUGAUCCCAUCGUCACCGACUCUACUCUGACCAACGCUGAGGGAGAGCCUACCGGCACUGAGACUCUCACUUUCUUCCCUACCAACUCUGAGGGCGCUAUCACCAACUCUGAAGGCGAGACCAUCAUCCCUACCGACACCGCUGCUACCAACUCCGAGGGUGCUCUCACCAACUCUGAGGGUGAGACUGUCACUGCUACCGGUACCGAGACCGCUCCUAUUGCCACCGCUACUUCUCCUGCUGGCUUCCCUGGUUCCAUCGGUAACUUUGCUCUCUUCGGCUGUGUCGGUUCCAACAACGGUUUCCCUACUUUUGAGCUUUCUGAGUCCUCCGGCUCCAUGGACCUGGACCGCUGCGCCAGCAACUGUGAUGGCCGUGGAUACUUCGGUGUUCGCGACACUGACUGCUACUGUGGUGACGAGAUCGACUCUGACAACACCAGCCGUGUCGACAUUGACCAGUGUGACAUCGAGUGCCCCGGUGAUGACUCUGAGUUCUGCGGUGGUGAUGCUCCUCUCGACCGCAUGAACCGCUUCAGCCGUCGUCAAUCCGCCAUCCCCAACACCGUCCUCCUCACUGUCUACGUCUCUCUCGGCGGCUCUGUUACCCUCACCGAUAUCCUCACUGCUACCGUCACUGACCAGGACACCAUCACCACCACCUUCACAACCACCAUCUCCGACGCUUCCACAACCGAGACCAAGACCGUGACCGCCAUCUACGAGUGCUACAACGGCCAGUGCUACCCCGAGACUGGCAAGGGCGGCCGCAUCGUCUACGUCUUCAAGCCCUACCCCGGUGAGGAGUGCGAUGGCGAGUACGUCUACAUCUCUGAGGCCUGUGACUGCAAGGGUGGCUCUCAAUAUGUUCCUCACUACUGCUCCAACGGAAGCUGCAACGGCAAGCAGGUCUACAAGCCCGAGCAGUGCGAUGACUGGUACAACUACGAUGUCUGCUACACUCCCGUUGACUGCGAGUCUUGCGAGCACGGUCAGGUUAUCUACAAGCCUUGGGAGAACAGCUACGGUACUCCUGAGCACCCCAAGAUGCCUGAGAUUCCUGCUUGCUCCCACCCUGAGUGCCCUGCUAUUGAGCACGAGUCCAAGCCUACUCCUCCUUGCGUCGGUGACCACUGUGAGGACUCUGGCUCUAAGGGUGGCAACAACGGCGGCUCUGACUCUGGUUCCAAGGGUGAGACUCCUUGCGUUGGCGACCACUGCGGCUCUUCCGACUCUGGCUCCAAGGGUGAGACUCCUUGUGUCGGCGACCACUGCGAGGAGACCGGCUCCAAGGGCAGCAACAACGGCGGCUCUGGCAACAACGGCGGCUCUUCCGACUCCGGUUCCAAGGGCGAGACUCCUUGUGUCGGCGACCACUGCACCACCGAAGGCUCCGGCUCCAAGGGCCAGAACAACGGCGGAUCUUCCGACUCUGGCUCCAAGGGCGAGGCUCCUUGCUCUGGCGACCACUGCGAGCCCACCAUCGUCAACGGUGCUGGUAAGCAGGCUGUCAGCGGUCUUGCUUUCCUUGCUGCCGUUGCCGCUGCUCUUCUCUAA
This is a messenger RNA of Fusarium coffeatum, 2151 nucleotides long. RefSeq lists its product as uncharacterized. The record is from RefSeq and is a predicted model, not a curated record. Bases 1 to 2151 code for a protein of 716 amino acids. The transcript has a single exon. Lineage: Eukaryota; Fungi; Ascomycota; Sordariomycetes; Hypocreales; Nectriaceae.